Molecule: messenger RNA, 348 nt
Organism: Soboliphyme baturini
Lineage: Eukaryota; Metazoa; Nematoda; Enoplea; Dioctophymatida; Soboliphymatidae
Source: the annotation of a GenBank genome assembly
CUGCCAGGCCCCCGGCUGGCAGAGGGCAGUGAGCAGGUUCUGAUCCCUGCGCGGCCGUUGGUAACCCGGGCGACGACCGACGAACAAACCGACGGGAAAUUCCAACUGUUUUACACAUGUAAGGUUUGCGACACGAGGAACAGCAAACUAAUAUCGAAAAUGGCUUACCGUCGCGGCGUGGUUUUGGUGAAAUGCGUCGGUUGUGAUAACUACCACAUCAUUGCUGACAAUCUGGGCUGGUUUUCUGACCUGCAGGGCAAGCGGAACAUCGAAGAAAUACUCGAAGCAAAGGGAGAGCAAGUUAAAAAACUCGUUAUAUCGGAUGUAUUAAAUUUUGUCAAUGGCUAA